AUGUUGAGAUACUGGGGAGAGAUACCAAUCUCAUCCAGCCAGACCAACAGAAGUUCCUUUGAUUUGCUGCCACGGGAGUUCCGCCUGGUGGAAGUCCAUGACCCACCCCUGCACCAACCCUCAGCCAACAAGCCCAAGCCCCCUACGAUGCUGGAUAUCCCCUCAGAGCCAUGCAGCCUCACCAUUCAUACCAUCCAGCUAAUCCAGCACAACCGACGUCUGCGCAACCUCAUUGCGACAGCUCAGGCCCAGAAUCAGCAACCGACGGAGGGAGUAAAGACUGAAGAGAGCGAACCUCUUCCCUCUUGCCCGGGGUCACCUCCUCUUCCUGAUGACCUCCUGCCUUUAGAUUGUAAGAAUCCCAAUGCACCAUUCCAGAUUCGGCACAGUGACCCGGAAAGCGACUUUUAUCGUGGGAAAGGGGAACCUGUGACUGAACUCAGCUGGCACUCCUGCCGGCAGCUCCUCUACCAGGCAGUGGCCACCAUCCUGGCCCAUGCUGGCUUUGAGUGUGCGAAUGAAAGUGUCCUGGAGACCCUAACUGAUGUGGCACAUGAGUAUUGCCUCAAGUUCACCAAGUUGCUACGCUUUGCUGUGGAUCGGGAGGCCCGACUGGGGCAGACCCCUUUUCCUGACGUCAUGGAGCAGGUGUUCCAUGAAGUGGGCAUCGGCAGCGUGCUCUCUCUCCAGAAGUUCUGGCAGCACCGCAUCAAGGACUAUCACAGCUACAUGCUGCAGAUUAGUAAGCAACUUACUGAAGAGUAUGAAAGGAUUGUCAACCCUGAGAAGGCCACAGAGGACACGAAACCUGUGAAGAUCAAGGAGGAACCUGUGAGUGACAUCACCUUCCCCAUCACUGAGGAACUGGAGGCUGACUUGGCUUCUGGAGACCAGUCCCUGCCCAUGGGAGUCCUCGGGGCUCACAGUGAGCGCUUCCCAUCUAACCUGGAGGUGGAGGCUUCACCGCAGGCUUCAAGUGCAGAGGUAAAUGCUUCCCCGCUUUGGAAUCUGGCCCACGUGAAAAUGGAGCCUCAGGAGAGCGAGGAAGGCACUGUCUCUGGGCACGGGGUGCUGGGCAGUGAUGUCUUUGAGGAGCCCAUGUCAGGCAUGAGUGAAGCUGGAAUCCCCCAGAGCCCGGAUGACUCCGACAGCAGCUACGGCUCCCACUCCACUGAUAGCCUCAUGGGGUCCUCCCCUGUUUUCAACCAGCGCUGCAAGAAGAGGAUUAGGAAAAUAUAA
Pipistrellus nathusii (Nathusius's pipistrelle) is the source of this 1239-nucleotide messenger RNA. NCBI's taxonomy places the organism in Eukaryota, Metazoa, Chordata, Mammalia, Chiroptera, Vespertilionidae. The record is from the annotation of a GenBank genome assembly.